Messenger RNA from Salvelinus fontinalis (brook trout), 2149 nucleotides. Its product is annotated as peripherin-2-like. Gene Ontology annotation, cellular component: membrane. NCBI's taxonomy places the organism in Eukaryota, Metazoa, Chordata, Actinopteri, Salmoniformes, Salmonidae. Gene Ontology annotation, biological process: visual perception. Bases 47 to 1081 code for a protein of 344 amino acids. The transcript is spliced from 3 exons. The record is from RefSeq and is a predicted model, not a curated record.
AAAAUCCAGUUUUGAUUUGGGAAUAGCAUACACUCUGAGGUAAGGCAUGGCAUUGAUGAAAGUAAAGUUUGACUUGCCCAAGCGGGUGAAGCUUGCCCAGGGCCUAUGGCUCAUGUACUGGCUGGCAGUGAUGACUGGCAUCCUGGUCUUCAGCCUGGGGCUGUUCUUUAAGAUCGAGCUCCGGAAGAGGAGUGAGAUGAUGGACAACAACGAGAGCCAUUUUGUGCCCAACCUGUUGAUCCUAGUAGGCCUUGCUGCUUGCGGGCUCAAUGUUUUUGGCGGCAAAGUGUGCCACGACUCUCUGGAUGCUAUGAAGUUCGCCAAGUGGAAGCCCAUGGUCAAGGGCUACCUGAUGGGCUGCUUCGCUUUCAACAUCCUCCUGUUCUUCACAGCUCUGCUGUGCUUCUGCAUGCAGUUCCAGCUGUACUUCACCCUGGCUGAGGGUCUGAAGAAUGGGAUCAAAUUCUACAAGGAUACGGAUACACCUGGACGCUGCUUCAUGAAGAGGACGCUGGACAUGACCCAGAUCGAGUUCCGCUGCUGUGGCAACAACAACUAUAGGGAUUGGUUCGAGGUCCAGUGGAUCAGCAACCGCUAUCUGGACUUCAGCAACGAUGAAGUCAAAGACCGUGUCCUGAGCAACGUGGAGGGGAAGUUUCUGAUGGAGAGUGUACCCUUCAGCUGCUGCAACCCAGGCUCCCCCAGACCCUGCAUCCAGCACCAACUGACCAACAACUCAGCCCACUAUGACUACGACCACCACACCGAGGAGCUCAACAUCUGGACCCGGGGCUGCCGCGAGUCCCUGGUCGCCUACUACGGAGGCAUGAUGAACAGCAUCGGGGGCCUGAUGCUACUGUACAUCAUACUGGAGGCAGGAGUGAUGGUGGGCUUACAGUACCUGACCACUUCUCUGGAGACCAUGGCAGACCCAGAGAACCCGGAGAGUGAGAGCGAAGGCUGGCUCCUGGAGAAGAGUGUGAAGGAGACGGUGGCAGACUUCAUAGCAGAGAUCAAGGGUCUGGCCGGUGCAGGGAACCAGGUGGGGGAGGGGGAGGAGGCGGUGGCCACUGUGAGUUGAGAGGGUCCCACCCAAAGGGACUGAGGCUUGUCCUAUCGAUGGGAGCUCAAAGAGAAAGAGGAGUGAGAGGAGAGCGAUCUUCUCAGUGAAACAACGCACACAAAUGUAAACACAUGAAAACAAAAUGCGUACACAAACAUACACACACAGACACAAACAUGGACACACCCUUUGAAAAGUGAAGAACUUAACCAACUGCUCAGAUGAAGUAAGAACCAAACUCAAAAAUGUGAAUGUAUAUCCUGUCCAUAAUAAUUAUGUAUAUAUGUUAAUCGUUCAAUUUAUUUUUUUAAAUAAUGAAAAAUAUAUUUGGGUUGUCAAAACAUCUGUACAGUAUACAUGAAUUUGGGCUUGUGAAUAUGAAGAAAAUGUAAUUAAUGAAUAAUUAUCUCCUCCCCUGCCUGGCAAUCCUCUCCAUGGAGAAUGAUGGGCAGACCCUGAGACCAUCAAGCCUAAUACAGUUUCUCUAUGCUCAUAUCUAAUAGUUUUACUCCUAUGUCCUUGUUACACUCCACAACUUGUGUUGCGUGGACAUGUAACCUGACAGCCACACAAAUAUAUAUGUAGUUCUGUGAAGUGAUUUAGUCUGCUCAAUUCAACCGACUCCAAAACUGAACAUUACCAGUGCCCAAUGCAACCCGGUCAAAUGUCCCCUUAUGGCAGCUUAAAUUGGGUAGCUGCGGAACUGGGGUCCUGGCUGUCCCAGCCCCCUGUCACAGUGUCCCCAUACAGGUCCUGGCAGUGCAGGGCCAUAUGCAUUCACACCUAUACAACACACACUUUUACAUUCAUUAGUUAUGUAUCAGUGUUGCUAUCGGGUUAUAUGUCUGCUUCGUGCACGAUGCAGUUUUAACUCUGGUUUUGUACUCCUUUGAGGGAAUACAGUGGGCUGAGUGGCCAGAUGAAGUGCUGGUGGAACUUAGAAGAGGAAUGUUCUGUACUUUUUGGAGAGCAAAAUAUGAUCCGAUCGGCAGUUUAAAUCAGCGUGUGAGUACAUAGAGAUACGGGUCAGUUUUCCGUGGAUACAAAAAGUCUUAUCAGUUGUAAUAUUUUUACUUUCUGUGUGAC